Messenger RNA from Setaria italica (foxtail millet), 1452 nucleotides. RefSeq names its product aspartyl protease 37. The record is from RefSeq and is a predicted model, not a curated record. The transcript has 2 exons. Bases 77 to 1075 code for a protein of 332 amino acids. NCBI's taxonomy places the organism in Eukaryota, Viridiplantae, Streptophyta, Magnoliopsida, Poales, Poaceae. Gene Ontology annotation, cellular component: extracellular region.
CCUGGUCAAGCUCGGCAUCGGCACGCCGCAGCACUUGUUCUCGGCGGCCAUCGACACGGCCACCGACCUCGUCUGGAUGCAGUGCCAGCCCUGCCUCAGCUGCUACCGCCAGCUCGACCCCGUCUUCAACCCCAGGCUUUCGUCCUCCUUCGCCGUCGUGCCGUGCAGCAGCGACACGUGCGGCCAGCUCGACGAGCACAGUUGCCGCUCCGAGGAGGACGACGCGUGCCAGUACACGUACAAGUACAGCGGGAACGGCAUGACCAAGGGCACCCUGGCCAUCGACAAGCUGGCCGUCGGCAGCGACGUGUUCCACGGCGUCGUCUUCGGCUGCAGCGACACCAGCGCCGGGGGCCCCCCGGCGCAGGCGUCCGGGCUCGUCGGCCUCGGCCGCGGGCCGCUCUCGCUGCCGUCCCAGCUCUCCGUGCACCGGUUCAUGUACUGCCUGCCGCCGCCCACGUCCCGGACCCCGGGGAAGCUCGUGCUUGGCGCCGGCGCCGACGCCGUCCUGAACGUGUCGGACCGGGUGACCAUCACCAUGUCGUCCAGCACGCGCUACCCGUCCUACUACUACCUCAACCUCGACGGUAUCGCCGUGGGCGACCAGACCCCGCGCACGCUGGUCAGGACCACCGCGACGCCGCCGCCAGCCACGGACGUCGGCGGCAGCGGCGCGAACGCGUACGGGAUGAUCGUGGACAUCGCGUCGACGAUCUCGUUCCUGGAGGCGUCGCUGUACGAGGAGCUGGCGGACGACCUGGAGCAGGAGAUCAGGCUGCCCCGCGCCACGCCGUCGCGCCGCCUGGGGCUGGACCUCUGCUUCAUCCUGCCGGAGGGGGUGGGGAUGGACAGGGUGUACGUGCCGACGGUGUCGCUGUCGUUCGACGGGCGGUGGCUGGAGCUGGAGAGGGACCGACUGUUUGUGGAGGACGGCCGGAUGAUGUGCCUCAUGGUCGGCAAGACCAGGGGGGUGUCCAUCCUGGGCAACUUCCAGCAGCAGAACAUGCACGUCCUCUACAACCUGCGCCGGGGCAGGAUCACCUUCGCUAAGGGCAGCUGCGAAUCUAUGCAGUGAUUUUAGUGAAAUUGCGCAUUGGUUCCACGUGGAUUCGGACUUAUCGCAUGACCUUGUACUGCGUGCCACGAUUUUAGACCUUUAAUGAAAUUGCACAUCAGGAGAUUAGAGAUACCGGUGAUGGUCUGAAUUAGCCUUUGCCUGAAAUUUCUGAACUACGUAGAAAAGUGCAUCCUUUCAGUUUUCGUCAGCCAGAGGUGAAGAGGAGAUAACAAUGAUCAGGAAAAUGUUCUAGCAUUUCCAGACAGGAUUCUGGUCAAUUUAUGAAAUCUGUUUUUUUUUUCUAACGCCGGUCAGACCUAGAAAAUUUGAAGGACUUUGGAAUUUUAUAUAGCAUAACAAUAGCACAUCAUUUCUUUGGUCCAUUCUUCUUUGGU